This is a messenger RNA of Salarias fasciatus (jewelled blenny), 6983 nucleotides long. RefSeq names its product voltage-dependent L-type calcium channel subunit alpha-1D-like. The coding region runs from base 82 to 6270 and encodes 2062 amino acids. The transcript has 47 exons. Gene Ontology annotation, cellular component: voltage-gated calcium channel complex; membrane. The record is from RefSeq and is a predicted model, not a curated record. Gene Ontology annotation, molecular function: high voltage-gated calcium channel activity. NCBI's taxonomy places the organism in Eukaryota, Metazoa, Chordata, Actinopteri, Blenniiformes, Blenniidae. Gene Ontology annotation, biological process: calcium ion import across plasma membrane.
AUCUGUGAUCCGUCACGCAUCGCAGACCCACCGGAGGAGUUGAUGUUUUCUUCAGUGGUUUGGUGCUGGUAGACUGCAGGAAUGGACGGGGCAAAGAAAGAUGCCCCCCCUGGGGGCGAUGCGGGCAAAUCAGACACCCUCGGGUCAACUGGCUCGUCCAGAAAACGAGGUGGGGGGGCCAAGAAGGCGAUGCAGGCCAACAAGUCUGCCCUCAGGGCCCCCCGGGCGCUUUGCUGCCUCACACUGAGCAACCCCAUCCGCAUGGCCGCCCUGGCCCUGGUGGAGUGGAAGCCCUUUGACAUUUUCAUUCUACUCGCCAUCUUUGCCAACUGCGUGGCCAUGGGCGUCACCAAGCCGUACCCCGACGACGAUUCAAACGCUACUAAUCACCAACUGGAACAAGUUGAAUACGUCUUUCUCGUCAUCUUCACCAUUGAGACCUUCACUAAAAUCCUUGCCUACGGUUUAGUCAUGCACCCCAGCGCCUACAUUCGGAGUGGAUGGAACUUGCUGGAUUUCAUAAUCGUCAUUGUCGGGUUGUUCAGUGUGAUAGCGGAGGGCAUGACGGAUCAUAAGCCUGGAGAGGCCCACCACGCUGCAGGGAAACCUGGAGGCCUGGACGUCAAAGCUCUGAGGGCCUUCAGGGUGUUACGACCUCUUCGACUCGUAUCUGGAGUGCCAAGUUUACAGAUUGUGUUGAACUCCAUCAUGAAGGCCAUGGUCCCCCUGCUCCACAUCGGUAUGCUGGUCAUGUUCGUCAUCAUCAUCUACGCCAUCAUCGGCCUGGAGCUCUUCAUCGGCAGGAUGCACAAGACGUGCUACUCUCUGAGCACAGGUCUCAUGGUGGAGGACGAUCCGUCCCCUUGUGCGUUCGCCGGAAACGGGCGCUUCUGUGUCGUCAACGGCAGCGAGUGCAGAGGCAAGUGGGAAGGUCCAAACGGUGGGAUCACAAACUUUGACAACAUCUUCUUCGCCAUGUUGACGGUCUUCCAGUGUAUCACCAUGGAAGGCUGGACCGAUGUGCUCUACUGGAUGAAUGACGCCAUUGGUUACGAGAUUCCAUGGGUUUAUUUUGUGUCUUUGGUCAUCUUUGGAUCAUUUUUCAUCAUCAAUCUUGUUUUGGGUGUGUUGAGCGGAGAGUUCUCUAAGGAAAGAGAAAAGGCCGUGGCGCGUGGCGAGCUUCAGAAGGCACAAGAGAGCAAACAGAUGGAGGAGGACAUGAUCGGCUACAUGGACUGGCUCAUAGAGGCCGAGGACGUGGAUGAAGAAGGAAACAAACGUGCCGCGAUCGCAAAGAAGAAAAUGAUGAAGAAGUUCGGCUGGUACAAGCACAGCGAGGACGGAGGAGAGUCGGACUCCGACGACGACAUAGCGUACCUCGACGACGACAACGGCUGCUGCGCUUCUCUCAUGGCAAAAAUGAUGGCCAACAGCUUCUGCGACCAGCUGUGCCAGCUGAACCACACUUUCAGGAAGAACUGCCGCGUUGCCGUCAAGACCACUAAUUUCUACUGGCUGGUGCUUCUGCUGGUGUUCCUCAACACGGUGGCGAGCGCCUCCGAGCAUUACGGACAACCCAAAUGGUUAACGGAGAUGCAAGAGCGAGCCAAUAAGAUCCUGCUGAUGCUGUUCACUCUGGAGAUGCUGAUGAAGAUGUACGCCUUCGGACUGCAGAUCUAUUUCAUGGCGCUGUUUAACCGCUUCGACUGCUUCGUGGUGUGCGGCGGCAUCCUGGAGACGCUGCUGGUGGAGCUGGAGGUCAUCCCCCCCAUCGGAAUCUCCGUGCUGCGCUGCAUCCGACUCCUCAGGAUUUUCAAGAUGACUCGACACUGGGCCGCCCUGUCCGAUCUGGUCAACUCGCUGCUCAACUCCAUGAAAGCUAUCUGCUCCCUUCUGCUGCUGCUCUUCCUCUUCCUCAUCAUCUUCGCCUUGCUGGGAAUGCAGCUGUUCGGAGGCAAAUUCAACUUCGACGAGACGCAGAUGAAGAGAAGCACGUUUGACUCAUUCCCUCAGGCGCUGCUCACCUGUUUCCAGAUCCUGACUGGAGAGGACUGGAACGCCGUGAUGUACGACGGCAUCAUGGCGUACGGAGGGCCGAUCUUCCCCAACAUGGUGGUGUGCCUUUACUUCGUCAUCCUCUUUGUCUGCGGUAACUACAUCCUGCUCAACGUCUUCUUGGCUAUCGCUGUGGACAACUUGGCCGGAGGUGGUGGGAAGACAAAAGUCGAGGAGAAAAAAGAAGAGGAAGAGGAGUGGGAUGAAGAUGAGGAGAAGGAAGAUGAAGACGCAGGGAACGAAGAGGACGACUGGCAGGAGAACGAGGAGCUGCGAGCCAUCGAGGGUCUGGAGGGAGUUGCUCCAUUAAAGCCGGAUUUCUCUGGACCGAAGGAAAAGAUCGUGCCGAUACCUGACGGCAGCUCGUUCUUCAUUCUGGGGAAGAAAAACUGUUUGCGAGUCGCCUGCCACAACCUCAUCCACCACCCCUACUUCACCAACUUCAUCCUCAUCUUCAUCAUCCUCAGCAGUAUUUCUCUCGCUGCUGAGGACCCCAUCAAAUCUCACUCAUUCAGGAACAUAGUUCUCGGGUACGCCGAUUAUGUGUUCACUUCGGUUUUCACCGUGGAGAUCGUACUGAAGAUGACAGUCUACGGAGCGUUCCUGCACCCCGGCUCCUUCUGCAGGAAUGCCUUCAACCUCCUCGACCUGCUGGUUGUCAGCGUGUCGCUCACGUCUUUCUUUCUGCACUCGAGUGCAAUCUCUGUGGUGAAGAUCCUGCGAGUGCUGCGAGUGCUCAGGCCUCUUCGAGCCAUCAACAGAGCAAAGGGACUGAAGAACGUGGUGCAGUGUGUGUUUGUGGCGAUUCGCACCAUCGGAAACAUCCUGAUCGUCACGACUCUGCUUCAGUUCAUGUUCGCCUGUAUCGGAGUGCAGCUGUUCAAGGGUCGAUUCUACAGCUGCACCGAUGAAGCCAAACACACACCCGAUGAGUGCAAGGGGACCUUUGUGGUCUACAAAGACGGGGACAUGAACCACCCCAUGGUCAGAGAGCGGAUCUGGCAAAACAGCGAUUUCAACUUCGACAACGUACUGAUGGGAAUGUUGGCUUUAUUCACUGUGUCAACGUUUGAAGGCUGGCCGCAGCUCCUGUAUAAGGCCGUGGACGCCAACGCCAUCAACCGAGGGCCCAUCUACAACUACCGAGUGGAGAUCUCCAUCUUCUUCAUCAUCUACAUCAUCAUCAUCGCGUUCUUCAUGAUGAACAUCUUCGUGGGUUUUGUCAUCAUCACGUUUCGAGAGCAGGGAGAAGCCGAGUUCAAGAACUGCGAGCUCAACAAAAAUCAACGUCAGUGUGUGUAUUACGCACUGAAAGCUCAGCCUAUAAAGAUUUAUAUUCCCAAAAACCCGUCACAGCUGAAGUUCUGGAGGAUUAUCAACUCCAGCCAGUUUGAGUACGUCAUGUUUGUGCUGAUCCUGGGGAACACGCUCACCCUGGCCGUUCAGCAUUACGAACAGUCCAAACUCUUCACCUCCAUCAUGGACAUCCUCAACAUGAUCUUCACCGUGGUUUUCACCAUCGAGAUGAUCAUUAAGCUGCUGGCUCUGCGGGCUCAUCACUACUUCAUCGAUCCUUGGAAUUCAUUCGAUGCUCUGAUCGUGGUGGGGAGCGUGUUGGACAUCGCGGUGUCCGAGUUUAGUGGGGGAGGCGGCCACGGCGAGGGUAAAGGAGAAAGUGGGAAAGUGUCCAUCACGUUCUUCCGCUUGUUCCGAGUGUUGAGGUUGGUUAAACUGCUCAGCAAAGGAGAAGGCAUUCGGACUCUGCUCUGGACUUUUGUCAAGUCUUUGCAGGCCUUGCCGUACGUCGGCCUCCUCAUCGCUAUGAUCUUUUUCAUCUACGCUGUGAUCGGCAUGCAGACGUUUGGGAAGGUGGCGAUUGACGACGACACGGACAUCAACAGGAACUGCAACUUCCAGACUUUCUUCAUGGCUGUUCUAGUACUGUUUAGGUGUGCCACAGGAGAGCAGUGGCAGGAGAUCAUGCUGGCAGCGCUGCCUGGCAGACGCUGUGACCCAGAGGCCGACAUUGAGCCUGGUGAAGAGUUCACCUGCGGCAGCAACCUGUCCUACAUUUACUUCAUCAGCUUCUUCAUGCUCUGCGCUUACCUGAUUAUCAACUUGUUCAUUGCCGUCAUCAUGGAUAACUUUGAGUAUCUGACGAGAGACUGGACCGUGCUGGGCACCCAUCACCUGGAUGAGUUCAAGAGAGUUUGGUCUGACUACGAUCCAGAGGCCACGGGCCGCAUAAAACACAUUGACGUCGUCACCAUGCUGCGCAGGAUUCAGCCUCCUCUCGGUUUUGGAAAACUCUGCCCUCACCGUGUUGCUUGCAAAAGGCUUGUUGCGAUGAACGUCCCGCUGCACCCUGACGGGACUGUCACCUUCAACGCCACCCUGUUUGCCCUCGUUCGAACUUCCCUGAAGAUCAAGACUGAAGGCCCCAUCGACCAGCAGAACGAGGAGCUGAAGCUGAUUAUCAAGAAGCUCUGGAAACGCACCAAGCCUAAGCUCAUCGACGAAGUCAUUCCUCCCCCUAGAGGGGAUGAAGUGACUUGUGGCAAGUUUUAUGCCAGCUUCCUGAUUCAAGACUACUUUAAGAAGUUUCGCAAAAGAAAAGAGAGGGAGAGGAAAUCCAAGAGGAAGGACAAAGCAGCUUCUCUGCAGCAAGGACUGCGGUCACUGCAAGACCUGGCUCCAGAGAUGCGCCUGGCCAUGGCGUGUGACCUGGAGGAAGAGGAGGCCACAGAAGGGGAGAUGACUGGCGACGAGAUCUUCGACAGUGAGCCUGGAACCUCGGCGACCAACACACCCGCCAGCACGCCGAUGCCGCCGAUAGACAGGCUGGUGGAGCAGACGGCGGUGAUCAUCGAGCCCGAGCCCAAGAUCACCAACGGCGGCGUGAUCACCAAGCAGGUGGCGGGUCUGCAGGAGCACCAGAGACCGGGUUCAGAGCUGGCCGGCGUCAGCAUAGUGACGGAGCAGCCGGCGAGGUCUGAAGCCCUGCCCGUCAGAGCGGACUCUGUGGGUGAACUGCCUCCGCCUCCUCCCCCUCCAGAGAUAUCGGUCACUGAGUUUGAGCCUCAGGAAUUGGUCACUGAGGUGCCAGCAGUGGAAGCUGUGCAGAGCUGCAGUGUUGAGGGAGACGCUGCCAGCAUAGCGUCAGUGGAGAGAUAUGCGUAUCCAGAGGCCGUGUCUCCCGUCCCGACGGAAACAGGCUACAACCUCCAGAGUCUGGAGAGGGCGAGCAGCAUCGGAGAAAUACCCUACGACAACGCCAACGACUUCGCCAGCAAUGGCUACAGCGACGCCAACGUGAACGGAGGGAGCGCCGCGGUGAGCCCGACUCCCUACGCCACCGACGGAUACAACGGCAACGGAUACGCAAGCUACGCCGAGAACGGCAGCGUCAUCGGCACCAACGGCAACGGGAGCACGGUCAACGGCUGCAACGAAAAUGGCAGCAGCGUCGGAGGAGGGUACAACGGGAACGGCUACAGCGGAAGUGAGACCAACGGGGCGCAGUUCGUCAGGAGACGGCUACUUCCAGCAAUUCCAAAAGGUCGUAAGCCGGCCUUCCACUUCCAGUGUCUGAGGCCGCAGAGCAGUGUGGACGACCUCCCCAUCCCAGGAACCUACCAGGGGAACACGUCCCCAACGCGCUCUCGUCUACAGACCCAGCACAGUCUGGACUCCCGGCCGAGCAGCGUGUCCUCCAUGUCAUCCGCCUCCUGGGCAAACACAACAGCAGCUGGCAACACUCCUCUUCCAGGAAUAAUUGCCCCCUCGGGGCGCCGGGGCAAGCUCAUCUACACCCCUAUGAUCCUGGUGGACGAAGCCAGCGGGACCAGUCAGCCGCUGUGGAGCGACGGCUCCGCCAGCCUUCCGGCGGGACGGCGCCCCGGCUGGUACCCCGGUCAGACCAGGACCUUCACCAGCGUGAGGAUGCCUCCUCCGCCCGUCAACCAGGGAUACGUGGAGAGAGGCAGCGCCGACAGUUUGGUGGAAUCGAUCUUGAUCUCCGAGGGUCUCGGGAUGUACGCCAGGGACCCCAAGUUUGUGAGCUUUGCCAAGCGGGAGAUCGCAGAAGCCUGUCACAUGAGCCUGGACGAGAUGGAGAGCGCCGCGACAGACCUGAUCACACGCGGAGCCAGUCAGUCCAUGUCUCGCUUCGAGGCCGAACUGGCCGACGAAAUGAACUGUGUGAUUUCUUACUGAGAUCGCCACGGCUCACAUAAAAAAGUUGUGAUGUUAAUUUUGUAAAGGAAAAAAAAACAAAAAACGUGAAUGCCAAAACACACGCACAUCGAUUUUACGAGCCGCUGGUGUCAGCUUGUGGCAGGACGCAGCGGGGUUUGCCUGUGAACAGACGAAUACUGCCAUUACAGUGUUUCACUGAGGAGUUCUGCUGAAAAUGACUGCAAACUGUGGCUCUUACCAUCAUUACGACAUGCGACCAAUUUUUUUUUUUUUUUUUUUGCAUUAUCUCAUUUUGUACUGUACUUUAUAACUAUUGUCACUUUAUAUGUGUAUAUGUUCAGUUGCAAUUGAGGCUAAAUAAAUGGUAAAAUAUAAAUCAUUGAGUUUUCUAGCUCAAAAAAUAUAUAUAAUUAAUCAUAAUCUGAUUAUGAAAUCCAGUUUGUGAGCAGCCAUAACGACUAUUUAAUAGAGAAAUAAUUAAAUAUUGAAUAUCCUCUACAAUGCAGAAUAACAUUUAAAAAAAUCUAAAUUAUGUUUUUAAUUUACUGUAAAUGUGGUUGGUUGUCCAUCCAAGGUGUGCAAAUAAACCAUCCUGUUUUCUUAAAUCUAUGCUGUAUUUAUUAGUUUCCUAUUAAUGUGCAGUAACCACAUUAUCACUCUCAAACGCACGUCAUAUUAAAGGUUAUUUCUCUCAAGCGGAUGCUGAAACCGUGAAACGCGUUGAAUUACAU